Naegleria gruberi is the source of this 987-nucleotide messenger RNA. RefSeq lists its product as uncharacterized. Gene Ontology annotation, molecular function: kinase activity. The transcript has 3 exons. NCBI's taxonomy places the organism in Eukaryota, Heterolobosea, Eutetramitea, Acrasida, Naegleriidae. The record is from RefSeq and is a predicted model, not a curated record. The coding region runs from base 71 to 931 and encodes 286 amino acids.
GUAAAACACACACAGAUUUUUCUCAUUCAAAUACUCAUCAUCACACUACUACUGUUACAUCUCAACUGAAAUGAACAUGCUGGCUCGGAACGGUGAUCAAAACAAUUUCCCACUCGAUUCAACCUUUCUUUGGAUUAAUAAUUGUCUAAUGCAAAUAUUACAACAAGCAAUGGUUUGGUUGGAUGCAGACAAGGAUUCGAGUAGGGAUUUUGUGGCCCUAUUGAUAACAAUUGUUGGAUCGGUGGCAACAUUGAUUGGAUUGGAAUUGAUUGGGAAAUUGUUACCAGAGAAGGUGAGAAGAAAAUUGGUUCAUAUAUUCAUGGGACCUGUUUACUUGUUGUUUUGGAAUUUAUUUGAGGGAAAUUCAUUGAAAUCGAGAGUGAUAUGUGCUUUGGUUCCUGGAUUUUUGACUUUUUAUUUUGUCUUGUUGGGAUUGGGUAUUGCAAAGAAUGAAUUACUUGUUAGGACAUUAUCGAGAUCUGGAGAUCCAAAGGAAAUUCUCAAAGGACCCACAAUUUAUGGAUUGGUAUUUGUGUUGAGUACUGUUCUCUUUUGGAGAAAUGAUCCAAAAGCAAUAGUUUCGUUAAUGAUCUUGUGUGGAGGUGAUGGAUUUGCAGAUAUUAUUGGAAGAAGUUAUGGAGAUAGUUUUAGAUUCUCUAAUUCAAAAUCAUUGGUUGGAAGUUUGGGAAUGUUUUUGGGUGGAUUUAUUUUCAGUUUUAUUUAUCUGAGAUAUUUUGAAGUGAAUGGCAUUCUUUCAUUUUCAACAUUUGACAAUGUGACUCAAUUGUUUAUUAUUAAUUUAAUUUGUACUGUUAUUGAGGCAGUUUCAUCUGAAGGACCAAAGAAAACUAAACUUGUCCAGAUAUAUGGAGAAGAUAAUGUUACAGUGUCAGUGGCUGCUUGUAUUCUAUCAAUGAUACUAUUUAAAUAAUUCGACCCUUAUUUAUGAACCAUUCCACAAUAAAAUAAACAAAACCUUUCUCAAAU